UGACAAGAAAGAUCUAGCGGCAGCGACUGGCCCUGCGACGGCUUGCGGCCACAAGAGGGCGUUCCGUAGCACGGCCUGGUCUCCGCCCUCGGCCGGGCCACUUCCCCGCUUCCCUGCCCCGGACCCCAGACGCCGCCAGCACUCGCCUGCCUCUUAUCUGCGCGAGCCUACGCAGCUCCCCAGGUGCUGCACCAGUACAGCAGCAGGGAUGGCAGAAGUGGAGCUUCAUGAGGGCACCAUCCAGGUGCAGCGCCAGAGCCUCUUCUUCCGAGAGGCUCGGCCAGGCGGUGGGCAGGCUGCCUGCUUCUCAGUUCUGCUGUUGCAUGGCAUCCGCUUCUCCUCCGAGACCUGGCAGAACCUGGGCACGCUGCACAGGCUGGCUCAGGCUGGCUACCGGGCUGUGGCCAUGGACCUGCCAGGCCUGGGGCGCUCCAAGGAAGCAGUAGCCCCUGCCCCUAUCGGGGAGCUGGUCCCCAGCAGCUUCCUGGCAGCUGUGGUGGAUGCGUUGGACCUGGGCUCUCCAGCUGUGAUCAGCCCAUCGUUGAGUGGCAUGUACUCCCUGCCCUUCCUCACGGCCCCUGGCUCCCAGCUCCGGGGCUAUGUGCCAGUGGCCCCCAUCUGCACUGACAAGAUCAGUGCUGCGGACUAUGCCAGUGUGAAGACCUCAACUCUUAUAGUAUAUGGAGACCAGGACCCCAUGGGUCUGACCAGCUUUGAGCACCUGAAGCAGCUGCCCAACCACCGGGUGUUGGUCAUGGAGGGGGCAGGGCACCCCUGCUACCUCGACAAACCUGAGGAGUGGCACACAGGGCUGCUGGAUUUCCUGCAGGGGCUAGCAUGAGACCCAGCCCUGCUGAUGGGGCUGGCUGCUGGCCUGCCUUGGGCUCUCUCUGUCUCCUUUCUUCCUCCAUGGGUUCCUGCUCAUCAUGUACAUGCAACAGGUGUGUUUCUGUCUAUCUGGGUUCUUGUCUCUAGGGUCUGUCUUUUCCUCUUCCUCUUUCUCUUGCAGUGACAGACUAAGGAGGUGAAACCAAGAGGAAAAACCUCAGGAAGCAAGAGACGUAAUCUGGUGGAGGGUAAUCCAUUAGAUGAGCUUCUCCUAUAGGCUUUCCUGUUCGCUCACACCCCUUACUCUGCCCUGUGCAGCCUCCCCAGCCUGCCUCCCUCCUUUUCCUUCAGCUGCCCUCCAGGGCACUCAAACCUCCUACUCCUGCUUCUUAGACCACAGAUACAUCCAUGCCCACAUACAUGCUUACACAUUUAGAGCCAUCCAUGUUCCCAGAUGUGACCCUUCACUUGGGAGCAACCACACAGGUACAGGCAACUCUGGACUGACAUGCACACUGUCACCUACAGCUUUGCAUUGCAUGCAUUCACACACAUGCAUUCUUGUGCUCUCACACAAGCAUUCACAUGGGCACAUGCACCCUCCCAACCAUGCAGAACCCCACUGUCCAGGAAGGUGGGGACCCUAGGGGCCAGCCCUUGCAGGAGGCCCUCUGCCAGGUUUAGGAGUGGCCAGCCCUGAACUCCAUUCACCACAAGUUGCAGCUGGCCCCAGCCCAGAGCUGCUGCCCAAAAGGUGAGGGCCACACUUUGGAACCUCUGAUCUCCCUGCUUUGCCCCCUCUUUCUGCGUGCUCCACACCUCCCCAGGUUAUUAGGCCUGGAUCUGCUCAGCCAAGCUUGUUUCCUGCUCUGAGGUUUGGGGGUUGGGGAGACAGAGACUGGAGAGUGGAGGUCGGUGAAAUAAAGUGAUGCAAUUAGA
Zalophus californianus (California sea lion) is the source of this 1767-nucleotide messenger RNA. It is a transcript of the gene ABHD14B, whose product is annotated as abhydrolase domain containing 14B. The record is from RefSeq and is a predicted model, not a curated record. The transcript has 4 exons. Gene Ontology annotation, cellular component: cytoplasm. Lineage: Eukaryota; Metazoa; Chordata; Mammalia; Carnivora; Otariidae. Bases 209 to 841 code for a protein of 210 amino acids.